CGGCGAGGGGGAUGCAACCUCUCCAAUCUCCAAUCUUCAAUGCGAGGGCGGCACGGGAGACGCGGGGAUCCGUCUCGUCGGCGCCCACGACGACAUCACACCCUCUCGGCGCGGCUUGGAGAUGCCGCCGUCUCGGAAGAGAUGCCAACCGGAAGUCUCCCUCUCGCUUGGUCACGAUCAACAGCAUGUCGCAUGGCGCGCGUGCUUCCCGAAACAGACUUUCGCGUGGCUGCCGGCCAGGCCGAUCCAGCAAAUGGCAUCCCCCCCGUCUUACACGAUGGUCGCCGAUUACCACCUACCAACCACCCCCUGCUUGCGCAUGCUCUUCCUCUCACCUAGCGCGGCAGGGCUGUAGGCUAUCCGCUUCAGCCUCACACGUUGACAUGCGGGUUCCAGCAGCGCAGAGCAGGAGGAGGUGGUCUCGGCUAGUCGCAGCUGCGCCGGCCGGGUCCGCAUUGCAACUCGACGGAUGUCGGUGCAGGAGGGGAAAGAGGGAGAGAGUGAAGGAGAAGAUAAAAAAACCCCAACGGCUCCGUACCUUGGCUCUGGGCGCCUGGUUCCCGGUGGAGGUCAUACAGACACAUAUAGUAAACACAUAUAACCGCCCCCUUUCAACUUGGGUCCGUCGUUCUUAGAAGAAGAUCAUAUACCUCCUGUACUUUCAACUAAUCAGUGGCGGA
Molecule: messenger RNA, 680 nt
Organism: Colletotrichum destructivum
Lineage: Eukaryota; Fungi; Ascomycota; Sordariomycetes; Glomerellales; Glomerellaceae
Exons: 2
Coding region: 12-635 (207 amino acids)
Source: RefSeq, a predicted model, not a curated record